AUGCCCUUUGGCAUCAACUACCCAUGCACUAUCAUUGUUGAUGACAUUGUUGUUUACGGACGCGAUCUGGCUGAACAUGACUACAAUCUGAAGAAAGUACUUGGCCGUGCCAAAGACAUUCAUCUCAAACUCAAUCCCCUGAAGUGCAGGUUUCGAGUUCCAGAGGUUACUUACAUCGGACAUGUGUUCACAAGUGAUGGUCUCAAACCAGACCAGUCAAAAACUACAGCUAUCAACGAAAUGUCUGUUCCUACUGACGUUGUGACCUUGCAAAGGUUCCUCGGAAUGGUCAACUACCUGGUCAUCCAGCACGGCUGGCCGGAUAAGCAACACAACACCCCGCUUGAGAUACGCCCAUACUUCCUGGUUCGCGAUGAACUAGUAUUACAGGAUGGAAUUACUGUCAAAGACCACAAGGCAGGGGUCCCUGCAGACCUCUGGGACAAAUACUUUGACGACGUCCACAGGGGCUACCCUGGCGUAGAGGCAACCCUCCAAAGGGCGCAAAGCAUGUUUUACCGGCCCGGAAUGACCAAGCCUGAUGCCACAUCAGCAAAAACACCCAGUACCCCCUCUCCCGUGGCCCAUGCAGAGGCCCAGUUUGCUGUGCGAGGUAUCACGCAGGAUGAGACUAAGUACUUUUACGUGGUUGGCUCGCUUGACCAACUGACCGCGAGGCGGGUUAAGCCUUUCCUCAGAGCCCCCCCGGUAGCAAACAAAUAUGCUGGCCUUAAAGCAUUUCUAAUCAGGAGGUUUGGCCUGGGUGAUGCCCAGCGGGCAGCUCGCAUUUUCAGAAUGGACGGCCUGGGCGACCGCCAGCCGUCUGCCCUCCUGGAAGACAUGCUCACCCUAAUGGGGGACCAUGAGCCGUGCUUUCUCUUUAAAUAUGCCUACCUGCAGCAGCUGCCUCCCGACAUUCGCAUGCAGCUCGCCAGGGAUCCGUUUACCGACAUGCUGGCGCUGGGUGAACAUGCCGACGAGCUGUGGAAUUCUCGCCAUCGCAACCUGGAAGCAGUGGACGUCCUUCCCGAGGCGUUUGGAGACUCAGAGCAGCAGAGGUCGCUGGCGUUCAAACCAGCCAAAUCGGCUUGCAGUUUCACCAGACGCCAGCGGAGGUCGCUGGCACUCAAACCAGCCUGCAGUUCAACCAGACGCCAGCAAAGCUGGUUGGUGUUAUUAUCAUCGCUGCUGGGGAGCUGCAGCCAGGCUUUGUUGCCCACCCUGUUCAUUCUCGGGAAACUAAAGGGCCGGUCGUCAGCGAUUCCUUCGGCGGCCGGCACGAUUCAUCGCGUUUUCGCUUGGGAUCGCCGCAGUGGGGGACGUUUCCUCAUCGACACUGGUGCGGAAGUGAGUGUUCUGCCUCCCUCCAUCACUGACAUCCGGGCGGGCAAACAAGGCCCCCUCCUCACCGCGGCAAACGGGAGUGCUAUUCGCACCUACGGGUUUCGCACCAUUCCCCUCAACUUUGGCCGCAACUCGUUUUCGUGGAGGUUCGUCAUUGCAGACGUUUCCCAGCCGCUGCUGGGCGCAGACUUCCUUAGAGCCCAUUCACUGCUCGUGGAUGUCAAGCGGCGGCGCCUGAUGCACUCUGUCACGCUGGAGCCAGUCUUCCUCCGUACUGGUGAUCCUGUAGUACGCCCUGAUGGCCCCCUGUCAUCCGUGGAUGCGACUUUCGCGCGUAUCCUGGCAGAUUUUCCUGGCAUUCUCGAACCCCACUUCCACUCCUCCACCCCGAAGCAUGGGGUGGAGCACCAUAUCCCCACUACUGGCGCGCCUGUGCACGCCCGGGCACGUCGUCUCGCCCCAGACAAGCUCCGUCUAGCUCGGGAGGAGUUCCGCCAGAUGGAGGCGUUGGGCAUCGUGCGUCCCUCCGAUAGCCCAUGGGCCUCACCGCUCCACAUGGUCCCUAAGAAGGACGGGGGCUGGCGCCCGUGUGGCGAUUACCGGCGCCUGAAUGAUGCGACCGUCGCCGACAGGUAUCCGGUCCCGCACAUUCAGGACUUCAAUGCCCAUCUGGCUGGGGCAUCCGUAUUUUCCAAGGUGGACCUCGUGCGAGGGUACAAUCAAAUUCCAGUCCGCCCCGACGAUAUCCCGAAGACGGCCAUUAUCACACCAUUUGGUCUUUUCGAAUUUGUGCGGAUGCCGUUUGGGUUGAAGAACGCCGCGCAGGCCUUUCAGCGGCUUAUGGACUGCGUGUGCCGCGGAUUGGACUUUGUUUUUGUGUACCUGGACGACAUACUCGUGGCCAGUCGCUCGCGGCAGGAGCACUGCACCCACCUCCGUCAACUGUGUCAGCGCCUCAGCGAUUUCGGUUUAACUAUAAACGCGUCCAAGUGCUGUUUCGGGGUGACGGCUAUCAACUUCCUCGGCCACCGCGUGACUGAACAAGGGGUGGUGCCUCUGCCGACCAGGGUGGACGCUAUUCGCAGGUUCCCCCGUCCGACCACAGUUAGGGGCCUGCAGGAAUUCGUGGGAAUGGUCACUUUCUAUCACCGCUUCCUGCCGUCAGCGGCUGCGAUCAUGCGUCCGCUUUUCAACCUGAUUGCUGGUCAUCGCAGGGAGGUUGAUUGGUCCGUGGAAGCAACAGCGGCAUUUGAGAGGGCUAAGCAGGCACUGGCUGAGGCCACAAUGCUCGUCCACCCACGAGAGGAUGCCACGACCGCCUUGACGGUGGAUGCUUCGGAGAUUGCGGUUGGGGCAGUGUUAGAGCAGCUCAUUGAGGGUUGCUGGCGGCCACUUGCCUUCUUCAGCAGGCAUCUCAGUGGACCACAGCGUCGUUACAGCGCCUUCGACCGUGAGCUCCUUGCCCUAUAUCUCGCCGUACGCCAUUUCCGCUAUUUUCUGGAGGGGAGACCAUUUACUGCAUUCACGGACCACAAGCCACUAACCUUCGCGUUCGCCAAGGUAUCAGACCCGUGGUCUGCCCGGCAGCAGAGGCAGUUGGCGUAUGUGUCCGAGUACACCACCUCCAUCCGGUUCGUUGAGGGCAAAUUUAACAGGGUGGCCGAUGCCUUAUCAAGACCUGCAGUCCACGCGGUUCUCCAAGUCGGUGAGGGGAUCAACUAUUCCGACCUGGCAGCUGCUCAGCUGGUCGACGAGGAGAUGGCUGCCUAUCGUACAGCAGUUUCGGGCCUGCAGUUGGAGGACGUUGUCUGUGGUCCUGGGGGUACCACGCUGUUGUGCGAUGUCUCCUCUGGAGUUCCGCGACCCAUCGUCCCGAUCGCCUGGCGGCGCAGGGUGUUUGAGGUGCUCCAUGGCCUUGCGCAUCCCUCCAUCAGGGCAACAACGGCCCUGGUAGCCUCCCGCUUUAUGUGGCACGGGCUGCGGAAGGAGGUUGGACAUUGGGCGCGCACUUGCAUCCCAUGCCAGACCGCCAAGGUGCAACGACACGUGCACGCGCCAUUGCAGGAGUUCCCCAUUCCUCAUAAACGUUUCGACCACAUUCACGUGGACAUCGUGGGGCCGCUGCCGUCGUCCCAGGGCAUGACGUAUAUAUUUACCGUUGUGGACCGCUUCACGCGGUGGCCUGAAGCCAUUCCGCUACAGAAUUCCACCACAACUACCUGCGCUCGAGCAUUGUUGGCGCACUGGGUCGCCCGGUUCGGGGUUCCACUGGACAUAACAUCCGACCGGGGGCCUCAGUUCACGUCAGAGCUGUUCCUGGGUGUUCGUCUGCACCACACGACAGCGUACCACCCGCAGUCGAACGGCCUAGUGGAACGGUUUCACCGACAGCUUAAGGGUGCCCUAAGGGCGCGGCUCACUGACCCAGACUGGGUAGACGCUCUACCGUGGGUUUUGCUGGGGAUACGCACCGCACCCAAGGAGGACUUGGCCUCCUCCUCCGCUGAGUUGGUGUAUGGGUCUCCGUUAACGGUGCCUGGGGAGUUCAUCCCGCCGGCACGUGGCCAGGUGGAGCAGCCUUCAGAAGCUCUGCAACGUCUUCGGCAGACGGUGGGCAAGCUGGCGCCGGUGCCCACUUCUCGUCAUGGGUCCUUCCGUCCGCACAUUCCCUCUGCUCUGGAGGACUGCCAGUUUGUUUUUCUGCACAGGGAUGCACAUCGGACACCUCUACAGCGGCCGUACGAAGGUCCCUUCCGGGUCUUGGAACAGGGCUCGUCGACGUUCGUCCUGGACAUGGGGGGUCGGCGGGAGACUGUUUCAGUUGCGCGGUUGAAGCCAGCACAUAUCGAUAUCGAUCGGCCGGCGCUGGUAGCGCUGCCCCGUAAGCGAGGGCGACCUCUGUCUAGGGUACCUCCUCCUUUGGUUACUUCGUACCCCGCACUUGUUGAUCAGGCGCCUGUUCCGGGUCCGAGCGUAGUGUGCACCCGGUCUGGCCGUCGUGUACGCCGUCCUGUCUUUUUCGUACCUCGGGUACUUGGGGGGGGGUCCUGUGGUGGUCCCUGGGGGGUAGGCCACUCCUUGGAUCAUCCCCCUCGACGAUUGAGGGACAGGGGCGUAGGUCUGCCACGGGGUUUACCGGUCGACUCCCCAGGGGUAGAGAUAAGAGUGUCGGUGUGUGUUCUUGAACUGUUGUAAUUAAAAAGCUUCUUUUGAAUCCGCCUGGCGUCCGGUCUUUUCCUGACCUUGACCAGGCCACUACAGAGACAUCAUUGAGUUGUCAAACUUGAACUUGAAGAAAAUCUGAGAAUUUAUCUCAGAACUCAUCGUUCAAUCUAACACGCGCUUUGUGACAACAUUCUUGGUUGAUGUUCCAUCCUUCAGGAAAACUUUGACAUUUUCCUUCACCUUUCCUCAGCUAAGAGCCACAUAUUGUGGUCCAUGCUGAGGUACUGGUUUCUCAAGGUAUAUCAACACUUUCUCCAUUGUUUGUCCUUGUGCUUUAUGGAUCGGCAUAGCAAAUCUUGACUGAAUGGGGAAUUGGCUCCGCUGACGGGGAAUGUCUUUGCCUUCUGUCAAAUUGAGCAUUAUCCUAGGAUUGGGAACAAUGUCAUCUUUGAAGGCUCCCAUGUUGAUUCGUACAACGAGCAGAUUAUUGUGUAGCUCUUUCACAAUCAUCCUCGUUCCUUUGCAUAGCUUUGGGGGUUCCAAGUUUCUCAUUAACAUGAUCGGAGAUCCUUUUUUUCAACUCCAAUGGUGUUUGGUGCUAAUCCAGAGAUGUCAGGAUUGUCAAAUGCAGGAUAGAUUAAAUCAAUACAAUCCUCAAGUCUUUUUG
Leucoraja erinaceus (little skate) is the source of this 5176-nucleotide messenger RNA. RefSeq lists its product as uncharacterized. Gene Ontology annotation, biological process: proteolysis; DNA integration. Gene Ontology annotation, molecular function: nucleic acid binding; aspartic-type endopeptidase activity. The record is from RefSeq and is a predicted model, not a curated record. NCBI's taxonomy places the organism in Eukaryota, Metazoa, Chordata, Chondrichthyes, Rajiformes, Rajidae.